This is a messenger RNA of Cryptomeria japonica (Japanese cedar), 2498 nucleotides long. Its product is annotated as proteinaceous RNase P 1, chloroplastic/mitochondrial. Gene Ontology annotation, biological process: tRNA 5'-leader removal. The transcript has 6 exons. Gene Ontology annotation, molecular function: protein binding; ribonuclease P activity. NCBI's taxonomy places the organism in Eukaryota, Viridiplantae, Streptophyta, Pinopsida, Cupressales, Cupressaceae. The coding region runs from base 338 to 2128 and encodes 596 amino acids. The record is from RefSeq and is a predicted model, not a curated record.
AUUUUAGACAACCUUCAUUAUCUACUAUCCUAUAAGUUAUGUUUUUCAACCAGAAUUCUUUUCUGAAAAAAGAAACAAUAAAAACAAUUCAUAGAUAUGGGCGUUUGAGGCUCUUAGAUCUAACCUUUUAACAGGCGAGGAGCUUUUUGGGCACCGUAGUUAUAAGAGAACAUCAGAAAAGUACUUUGAAUGGAUCAUUUUGUAAAUUUGAUAUCGAGACAAUAUUAUCACUGCCAUGUCGAGCUGAUGAGGCGAAGCAACAAAUACCAAACUAUUCGGCCUUUUUAAAAUAAGCGGGCCUUUUACGUUUCUGGUGAAGCUCACUGCAAAGGAUUUUAUGGAUUCUUCUAAGCAGAAUGAACGUCAACCCCCUAGGGCUGUGAAGAAAAAAAAUCAAACUCCAGAAGGGCAGCUGAGAUUUUGUCUAGAAACAUGUUCAAAACACAAGGAUAUAUCGCAAGCAAUCUCACUAUAUGAAAAAGCAAUGGCCCAAGGAAUAAAACUCAAUCUUUAUCAUUGCAAUACACUUCUAUAUCUCUGCUCUUCCGAGGCCCUGGGACUCCUCAGACCCGAAGAGACUCUUAAAGAAUCUGAUAAAACAUUUGCCUUCAAUAAGGGAUUUGAAAUAUACCGACAUAUGAUCAGCUCCAACAUCCCUCCGAAUGAAGCUACACUCACAGCAGUUGCUAGGCUGGCAGCUGCCAAUGAGGACGGUGACAUGGCCUUUGAAAUGGUGAAGAAAAUGGUCAGUCAGAAUCUGUUCCUCAAGCUGAGGUCUUACAGCCCCGCUCUGCUUGCUUUUUGUAAAAGAAAAGAGGCUGACAAGGCAUAUGAGGUGGACGAGUAUAUGGUGAGCAAGGGUGUCAAGCCAGAGGAGGAAGAGUUGAGGGCACUAUUGAGGUUAAGUAUUGAAGUGGGUAGAGAAGAAAAGGUGUAUUCUUUAAUGCAUAGGUUGAGGGCCAAUGUUAGACAGGUGUCACCUUCUACUUGUGAGGUUAUCGAGCAGUGGUUUAAGAGCAAGGUUGGGGCUGAGGUGGGGAAGGAGAAGUGGGAUGCGGUUAAAAUUAGGGAAGCAAUGGUGAGUGAUGGUGGAGGUGGGCAUGGUCAAGGUUGGCUGGGAAAGGGGAAUUGGAGAGUUGAGAAAACUAUUAUGAGUCCAGAGGGUGUUUGUCAAUGCUGUGGUAAGCAGCUGGUUAGUAGUGACAUUGAUUCUGAAGAGACUGAAACUUUUGCACAAUCGUUGGCAAGAUUGGCAUGUGAAAGGGAGGCAAAUCAGAAUUUCAAGAAUUUUCAGUGUGAGAAUAAGGUGUUUUCUUUUGUUCAGGGGUGGCUGGAUUGUCAUGGUCCUUAUGAAUAUAUUGUGGAUGGUGCAAACGUAUGUCUUUAUCAACAAAACUUUUCUAAUGGGGGCUUUAACAUCCACCAGUUAAAAUCUGUUGUGGAAGAGGCACGCCAAAGAAGCUUGAUGAAGAAAUGGCCACUCAUUAUAUUGCACAAUAAGCGGACAAGAGGAGGGCCAGCAGACGAACCUUACACUAAACAACUAUUUGAGGACUGGAGAAAAUCUGGUGCAUUAUACACAACACCUACUGGGUCAAAUGAUGAUUGGUACUGGUUAUAUGCAGCUGUGAGAUUCAAAUGUUUUCUUGUAACAAAUGAUCAAAUGCGAGACCAUUUGUUUGAAAUAUUAGGCAACGAAUUUUUCCCAAAAUGGAGGGAAAGUCAUCAGGUCUACUUUACUUUUAAUAGAUUGGGUCCACAGCUUCACAUGCCACCUCCUUACUCUGUUGUAAUUCAAGAGUCUGAGACAGGCUCAUGGCACAUUCCUAUUAAAGGAGCUGAUGACAUUGAGACUGUUCGAAGUUGGCUAUGUGUUACAAGAUCUGGAACUUCUGGGCUUGAGCAACGAUUGAUUUCGUCUGAGGAAGGAAAUACAUUAUGUCAAUCUCAAUGCCUGGGCAUUGAAGGUAUUUGUGUUGCAAACACGUCUGCCCACAUGGUGCAGUUAUCAACAUGCAACCAGAAUACUGACGUGAUUGAAUGUUCAACAAAUUUUACAAAAUCCUUCCUGCCAAGAGCAGGAGGGAAAAGGAAAAGCAGGUCAUCGUCUCCUUCAAGUCCUAGUUAAAUCUUAUUCUUGUAACACAAUAAAGGUUAGAAUCUGUCUUGUUGGGAAUCUAAGUUUACUAAAUAGAAAAUUGGAAGGUCUGGGUAGCCUAAAUAUCCAUAAAUUGCUGUGGCUUCCAGUCUUCACAAUGAGAGCUUAGCUUUACUUUGGUGUCCUCAUUUAUUAUGUGAGGAACACUUGGGUAGCUGUUCUAUAAACACAUCAUGUCUCUCUACAAGAGAAAGAUGUGGAGAGUACUGGCCGAUCAUGACUUGCAGAAAUCUGAUGAAUACAAAAUCAUUUAUAUUAGUUGGCAUUUACAUAGAGAUGAAAACACGAAAGAAUCUUAAGGGAAUCUGAUUGAUGUAAUUACAUGAGAAAAUUUUGUUCA